Molecule: messenger RNA, 918 nt
Organism: Aspergillus luchuensis
Lineage: Eukaryota; Fungi; Ascomycota; Eurotiomycetes; Eurotiales; Aspergillaceae
Product: SDR family NAD(P)-dependent oxidoreductase
Exons: 4
Coding region: 1-918 (305 amino acids)
Molecular function (GO): oxidoreductase activity, acting on the CH-OH group of donors, NAD or NADP as acceptor
Source: RefSeq, a predicted model, not a curated record
AUGAACCGCCUCACCCAAAUAACCUCGCACCUCAACUACCCCCACGGCCUACUAGCCAACCAAGUGGCCAUCAUCACCGGCGCCGGCCAAGGCAUCGGGGCCGAAACCGCCCGGUUGUUCGCCAACGAGGGAGCGAAGGUGAUUAUAGCUGAUAUAGAUGGAGAAAAAGCCUCCGCCGUCGCAACCUCCAUCAACAACGCCUUGAACGAUACCAGAGCCCUCGCCGUCCCGGGGGACAUCCUCAAUGACACGUACAUCGAGGAGCUUGUCACCAAGGCCGCGGACUUUGGGGGUGGGAAGAUACACAUUAUUGUGAAUAAUGCGGGGUUUACCUGGGAUGGAGUUAUACAUAAGAUGACAGACACCCAAUUCACAACGAUGCUCAACAUCCACGCCACAGCGCCAUUCAAACUCGUCCGCGCAGCAGCAAAAUACUUCCGUGUGAAGGAUGGGGAAUCUCGCGUGGUGAUUAAUAUUAGUAGUACGAGUGGGGUGCAUGGCAAUGCCGGCCAAGCCAACUACGCCGUCGCCAAAGCAGGCAUAACGGGACUGACGAAGACCAUCGCGAAAGAAUGGGGACCUGCGUUCGGAGUCCGGGCGAAUACCAUUGCAUUUGGGUUCGUGAAGACCCGACUUACUGCGGCGAAGGAGGAGGGGGCGUUUAUUACCAUGGCGGAUGGGACGAAGGUCGCGUUGGGGAUUCCGGGGAAGCAGUUGGAUAGUAGACGGACUGGAACUACUACUAGUAGUCCUGAUGAGAAGAAGAAGAAUAAGGGAGGUAGUGAUUACCCUGAUAUUCCGCUGGGACGGCCGGCUAGUCCGGAGGAGGCGGCGAGGGCGGUGUUGGGGGUGGCGAGUCCGUUGUUUUCGUAUGUGAGUGGGGAGACGAUUAGGGUUACGGGGGGGAGGAAUAUGUGA